AUGGCAGCCAGUGAGAUGACUAUGGGAAUAAUCUUCAUAUCACAGACUUCAGCUGGAGUUCUGGGCAAUUUCUGUCUCCUCUUCCAGUAUUUGUUCCUUUACAUCACAGGGAGCAGGUUAAGGUCCACAGACGUGAUUGUGAUGCACUUGAUAGUAGCCAACUUCUCAACUCUCCUGUGUAAAGGAGUACCCCAGGCAAUGACAGCGCUGGGCAUGGAAGUUUUUCUUGGUGAUGUUGGGUGCAAACUCCUUUUCUAUCUCCACAGAGUGGGAAGAAGUGUGUCCAUGGGCACUACCUGCCUGUUGAGUGUGAUCCAGGCCAUCACCAUCAGCCCUGCUGGACUCAGCUGGGCAAAGCUUAGAGCCAAAGCUCUCAGGUACAUUGGCUGCUCUGUAAACCUGACCUGGGCCCUUUCCAUCCUUGUAAAUGUAAUGUUUCCUAUGCACAUCUUCGGAAAACUGUCCAAGGCAAACAUCACACAUUUUACAGACUUUGGGUACUGUCUUUCAGUUCGUCAUGCAAAAAAGUUUACCAUACUCUAUGCAACGCUUGAGUCAAUUCCCGAUGUGUUAGGCAUGGCAUUAAUGCUGUUGUCUAGCAGCUUCAUGGUCUUGGUCUUGUACAGACACACACAGAAAAUGAGCUGUGUGCACAGAACAAACGUAUCCCCAAGAUCCUAUGCUUAUUCCAGGGCUACCAAAACCAUUCUUCUUUUGCAUGGUUUUGAAAGAAUAAUUACUGUUAGUUACCUGUCAAAGGUCAUAGCUUUGGGCAAUGAAUCCAUCGAGUUCAGGGAUUUCCUGUAUUUGGAGAGUGCGUUUUUCGCCAUGCCAGCGCACCAGAAGACUCCGUGUCCUCUGCAGAACACAGAUCUGAGGCCUAAGCCUACUCAUCAGCCCCUGGACUCAGGUUUUAAAAGCAAAACUGGAGUCACCUCUGCCAUCACUGCUAUAUGCAACGAGAAGCUUUUCUGA
Molecule: messenger RNA, 975 nt
Organism: Jaculus jaculus (lesser Egyptian jerboa)
Lineage: Eukaryota; Metazoa; Chordata; Mammalia; Rodentia; Dipodidae
Product: vomeronasal type-1 receptor 4-like
Exons: 5
Coding region: 1-975 (324 amino acids)
Biological process (GO): G protein-coupled receptor signaling pathway
Cellular component (GO): membrane
Molecular function (GO): pheromone receptor activity
Source: RefSeq, a predicted model, not a curated record